ACAGGCGGCUCUGCAGUCCUCACUUCCAGCAGCAGGGGGCGGCACGUCCACAGCACAGCGGCCGCUAAAAUCAUUACGUAGUGCUGUCUUUGUGUGUCUCAUGAGCCUUUUGACACCGCCCCUCCGAAGGGUGCAGCGGGGACCAUCAAGAGCCGACUGUCGGUUAGGUCUGCUGGGUAUAAACAAAUCUGUACAACACCGCGAUGUGCGGAUGUUUAUCCGUAGUGAGGAGCAGCUAUCCGCGCCGCCGCCGUUACUAACGUCCACGAUGUAGACCGUCGCCUACGUUACACACUCACCGGGGACGUUACGACGGUUGGUUUUUGACUCGAGCCGGAGCUGUCAGCGCUUUUCCCGGUGGCGUGACAGGUAUUUUUACGCUACGGUGCUCAUAAUGGUCGCCCGGUGAAUUGUAGCUACGUUACGCUAAAGCUCGCUGACGGUUGUUGUUGUUACGCACCGACCACAAGCAGCCAGCUCUGCCCGUUACAGAGGCACCUGAACAUGGCAUCGCCCGCAGAGCACGACCUGGCUCUGUCUGAAGCGGACCACAGCAAGGAGAAAGCUCAGGUGUUUGGGAUUUUGAGGCUGCAGGAGGAGAAAUCUGGUGUUGGAGAUAAAGCUAACAGUAGCAGCACAAUGAGAAGUGGUGGUGGUGGUGGUGGUGGUGGUGGAGGAGACGGGCGAUGGCAGGCUCCUAUCUUCGCUUUGGCCAGGAAAGCAUCCGAGACCAUUUCAGGGAGCAUUCACGUCCUGCCAAAAGUGUCGGAGCACAGGACGUCUCUGCCCGGGGACUGGACCGUCCAAGCCCUGCGAGACCCCAUGACCAUGGAGCGAGCCAACCUGCUGAACAUGGCCAAGCUGAGUAUUAAAGGGCUAAUCGAGUCGGCUCUGAGCUUCGGACGAACGCUGGACUCAGACUACCCACCUCUCCAGCAGUUCUUUGUUGUCAUGGAGCACUGCCUCAAACACGGCCUCAGAGUGAAGAAAUCCUUCCUGGGCUUUAACAAGUCUCUCUGGGGUCCUCUGGAGCUGGUGGAGAAACUGUGUCCUGAAGCAGCAGAGAUCUCAGCCUCUGUACGAGACCUGCCCGGACUUAAUUAUUUCUCACUACAUAGAAGAGCUUCCAGCCAGGGAAUGAAUGCUGAGUCAGACCAACGGACACGUAGCAAAACAGCAUUUUUGCAACAAGAAGUACGGACACAAAGGACUCCAUUAGGCAGAGCCAGAGCUUGGUUGCGUCUGGCUCUCAUGCAGAAACGGCUGGCCGACUACCUACGACUCCUCAUCACCAGAAAAGACCUGCUCAGUGAUUUCUAUGAGAAUUCAGCACUGAUGCUUGAGGAGGAGGGAGCGGUGAUUGUGGGCCUGCUGGUGGGCCUGAACGUCAUCGAUGCUAACCUGUGUGUCAAAGGCGAAGAUCUGGACUCUCAGGUCGGGGUUAUCGACUUCUCCAUGUACUUGAAGAAUGACAUUGAUGAUUACAGGAGUGAAGAGAGGAAUAGCCAGAUAGCAUCCAUCUUGGAUCAGAAGAACUAUGUAGAGGAACUAAACCGGCAACUCAACUCCACAGUUCAUGGUCUUCAGGGCAGAGUGGACUCUCUAGAGAAGUCCAACUCUAAACUCAUAGAGGAGUUAGCCAUAGCCAAGAACAACAUCAUCAAACUGCAGGAAGAAAACCAGCAGCUGAGGAGUGAAAACAGCCUUAUCCUGCUGAAGGCACAGCAGCAAUUAGAGGUAACCCAAGGUGAUGUGACGGUGGAGAGAGAUACAUAUAAACAGUCACGUCAGGGUUUGGAUGAGAUGUACAAUGAGGCUCGAAGGCAACUGAAGGAGGAGUGUCAGCUCAGACAGGAUGUGGAGAAUGAGCUGGUAGUCCAGGUGUCGAUGAAACAGGAAAUGGAGCUGGCCAUGAAACUUCUCGAGAAGGAUAUUCAUGAAAAACAGGACACACUGAUUGGACUGAGACAUCAACUGGAUGAAGUCAAAGCCAUCAAUGUAGAAAUGUACCAGAAGAUGCAGUCAUCUGACGACGAGAUGAAGAAGAAAAACAAUAUGAUCAGUCGUCUGGAGGAGAAGACCAAUCAGAUCACUGCCACCAUGAAGCAGCUGGAGCAAAGAUUACAGGAGGCAGAGAGGCACCGCACCUCGGCGGAGGAGGGAACCAGACGCUUCAAGUUGGACUUUGCCAACAAGGCCGACAGCCUGCAGCGGCAGAUCGAACACAGAGAAAGGCAACUCCAGCAGCUGGAGACGGACCUGAAGAUAGAGAGGGAGUGGAGGCAGACAUUACAAAAUGAUCUAGACAGAGAGAGAGAUACGGUGGCUCAGCUCAGCACAGAGGCUCUGCAGAUCAAUGGACUAAAAAAGGAGUUCCAUCGCCUCCAGGAUGAAAACAUUCAGCUGAAGACCAUCUGUGAGGACCAAGAACAAGCUCUUGAGGAGCUAGGCUCCAAACUAAGCGAAUCUAAAAUGAAGAUUGAGGACAUCAAAGAGGCCAACAAAGCUCUUCAGGGGGGUCAGGUUUGGCUAAAGGAUAAGGAAGCCAGCCACUGCAAGCUGUGUGAGAAGGAGUUCUCCAUUUCCAGAAGAAAGCACCACUGUAGGAACUGUGGAGAGAUUUUCUGUAACAGCUGCUCUGACAAUGAGCUCCCUCUGCCCGCCUCGCCGAAACCAGUCAGAGUCUGUGACACCUGCCACGCCCUACUCCUCCAACGAUGCUCCUCCAAUCCAACGUGAAGGAGCCCCUACAAUGCUGUCACGACUGCUUCAAUCUAAAACAAUCUGAGCACAGACUCGUAAAUCCCCACCUUCCAGUCUUUUCAACAGUAUUUGCUGCUAGAAAUUGAGUGCGUGCAUGAACUUUUAGUACAUUGGAUUUGUCUUAAAUUACAAUUUGGAAAAAGUCCCCCAGACAAAAUGAGUGACGUCUGCAUCAGUGUGACAUGUCUAUGUUUGAUGUCACUAUGUGCAGAUGCUGUGUAGUAUAAAACAUUCAGACACAGAGGAGAAGGCAAAUCAGUCCACUAUAACUUGGGCCAAAGGGUCUGACUUGAUGAAGGAGUGAGGAUCGCUGGUCUGCUUGAAUAUCAUAAACAAUCAUAGCUGUAGGCAGUCAAAUUAUUAGUUAUACACAUGAAACCAUUUAUUUACAGUAACCUUAGAUAUCAGUGACUGACAGAGGAAGUAAUGCAAAGUGGAACUGUCUUUCGAGUUCCCUUUGGGGAAAUCCGGUUGUUGCACUGACCAGACAUAGACAGCACUGAGCUGACAGACGCCAAGCUAAAACGCACAACAGGUGUGAAUAUGUCUGCUUCUGUGUUGCCUGCACACACCGAUACUGACACAUCAGCAGGUCAGGUUUUAGGUAGAGGAGCGAGUUCGGUUACAAAAGGAGGAACAACUUCACAGUGAACUGAAAGUGCGACUGUGAUGAGCACUACUAUAAUUAAAUGCAGAUGUUUUUUCUGAAGCAAACCUCCAGUCUUAUGUAGAACUACACCAACAUGUGUAUGUAUCAAGCCUCAAACUGUGUACACUGAGUGUAUCGCCAAACAAGUGAGAUUAUAUAAUUUAUACAUACAGUACAGUAUGGUGGCCUUGUUGACUGUUGUUUCUGUCUUCAAAGCGUCCUCCUUUGAGAUGGAGUGAAUUGAACACAAAGACUAAGGUUGCAUUUACACAGGCACAAAAAUCAAGUUAAAGUUAAAUUAUUAAGUUUAACUUUGCUAGAUACUAAACUGACAUUUAAACUGGAUAUAUUUUCUUCUGUGCCACAAGGUAGGUCAUUUCACACGGGUAACUUGAAUAUAUUUUGCACCCGCAAUCAUCUGAGGAAUCAGACCUCUUCAGAAUAUUUCAUGUGCGGUAAGACAAAGACUUUCCCUGGGAACUGCUCAAGCAACUUUUGCUGUGCCAACAAUGACUGGACUAGAACAAACUGAUUUUGUUUUUGCAAUGUUUGUGCCAUUUGUGCCUGUGUAAAUGCAAUGAACAAUACCUACUUGUGCUUCUCAUGUUGCCAAAAUGAGUCCUAUAUUUCUACAGAGUUCUGUAGAGAGAAUCUAAAAUAUUAAAACAAAGUAGCAACACUAGCCAAGAAAGCAGCCGAGACUAAAGGCACAUUUCACUGCUUGUUGGAGACACUAAUGCAGUGGAUGCUGCUUCUUAAAGGACCAAGAAGAGCAACAGACGCUGUUGUUACUGAUGACUGAUCAUCAGUCUGUCUAACUGGCUCCUUUGUUGACGAACCACUGACAGCUUACUGACAACAGGACCACUUCACUGACUAGUUAGUGGUUAUUAUGAACAGACUUGAGUAUUACACACUUUUGACAACAUAGCUACAAAGUAUGUUUGAACAUUUGCCAAUUCUCUAUCUCUUGUGAUCUAGAUUAAUUUGAGAAUAUUUAUAUUUCAUUUUGUUUUAGGCAAAUUCAUUUUUUUUUAUUUUCAGAAGUCCAGGAACUUGAUUUUUUGUUCAAGCUUUCACUUGAAGUUAGAUGUCAUCAGUGCAGAUGGAGACAUUAUAGAAGAACCACUUUUUACUGUUGCUUCAUUCCUGAGAGGUAAAGCUCGACACUCUAGUUCAUUUUUGUUCCUUUAAAAUCAAAGAUUGAGACAUGUUAACGGGUUAUAAUACAAGUUCCACUGCACAUUCUGGUUUUGUACUUGUAUACAAAGUUUACAACCUGCGAUUUUUCAAGAAGUAUUCAUUCCCAUGAAAAGAUAAGACGGGCCUGGGUUCAGUUCGAGAGGCGUUUUUCUCAUUUCAAAUAUUUAAAAACUCAACAAUUCAUCAUAUCAUCUUCGUUAAGCACUAUAUGCAAAUGUUUCUGAACUGCACCCAGGCCUGAAAUGUUUUUCUACAGUGUCGCUCUUGUAAAUCUCCCAGCUUUCAAUGGGACUUGUACAGUGUUGGUACCUCCGUAUGUUGUAUAUACACAAUGUUGAUAAUCACUGUGGCCCUUUAGCUUACUAAAUCCUGCCAGUUUAAUAUUAACUCCAUUUCCAACAAUAUGUUGCCUUGACUGUGUGGCAGUUUCUGAUUAAAAGUUACAGAGUCCUUCA
Larimichthys crocea (large yellow croaker) is the source of this 5070-nucleotide messenger RNA. It is a transcript of the gene rufy2, whose product is annotated as RUN and FYVE domain containing 2. Lineage: Eukaryota; Metazoa; Chordata; Actinopteri; Sciaenidae. Bases 505 to 2739 code for a protein of 744 amino acids. The record is from RefSeq and is a predicted model, not a curated record. Gene Ontology annotation, molecular function: metal ion binding. The transcript has 21 exons. Gene Ontology annotation, cellular component: cytoplasm.